Psilocybe cubensis is the source of this 975-nucleotide messenger RNA. RefSeq lists its product as uncharacterized. The record is from RefSeq and is a predicted model, not a curated record. Gene Ontology annotation, cellular component: endoplasmic reticulum membrane. The coding region runs from base 1 to 975 and encodes 324 amino acids. Lineage: Eukaryota; Fungi; Basidiomycota; Agaricomycetes; Agaricales; Agrocybaceae. The transcript is spliced from 3 exons.
AUGGAUCAGUCGUCUCUGGUCUACGGCGCGGUCAUCCUCCUCUCGGGAGGCAUAGCGUCGCUGUAUACACUUCUUGUCCUUUGGUCGCCACCACCGAUAAUCACCCACGACUCGGAGAAAAAAUACCUUUCGAAUGCAUCUCCCAAGAAGCCUCUUCCGCUGACCCGCCUCGCCGAUCCGAGCACAGUCGACUUGACCAUUGUCGUGCCCGCAUUCAACGAGACCGAGCGUCUGCCCGCGAUGAUGCAGGACACGAUACAGCAUCUUGCCUCCGUUUCAGCUGGUCUGGAGCACAAACGGACAUAUGAAAUCCUUGUGGUCGACGACGGGUCGAGCGACGGGACCUCGGUGACCGCGUUAGAGCUCGCGAAGAAGUAUCCGCAAGCAAAUAUCAAGGUGGUCACUCUGGAAAAGAACAUCGGCAAGGGCGGCGCGGUGAGGCACGGGAUGCUAUAUGCUGGCGGAGAGCGCUUGUUGAUGGCGGAUGCGGAUGGUGCGAGCCGGAUUCAGGAUUUGGAAGAGCUGUGGAAGGCGAUGGAUAAAAUUGCGCCGGAUAACGGCCCUGGUGUUGUCGUUGGUAGCAGGGCGCAUCUCGUCAAAUCAGAAGCCGUUGUAAAACGUUCCCUGCUUCGUAACAUUCUCAUGUACGGACUGCAUACAAUCCUCCGAAUAGUCGGCGUUGGCCAUAUCCGCGACACGCAGUGUGGUUUCAAGUUGUUCUCCCGUUCAGCAGCGCAGCAGAUAUUUCCGGCUCAGCACCUUCCGACUUGGAUCUUCGACGUCGAGCUCUUGCUUCUGGCCAAGCAGCUCCGUAUACCAGUCGCCGAAGUUCCUAUUGAGUGGCACGAAGUUGCUGGGAGCAAGCUGAACGUCGUCACCGCUUCAGUGCAGAUGCUGCGUGACUUGCUCAUCGUCAGAGCGAACCAUCUACUUGGGCGAUGGACUGCAUACCCUGCAAAACAAAAAUCGGAAUAA